AUGAACUUUAUGUACCUACCAGAACACAAACAAUCCGACGACCACAUUCCCCGUUAUCUUGUGGCAGUGGCAACGGGCCCAAUUGUGGAAGACGGCAUACGUUCACUCUCCAAAUACAAUGUGUUCCAAACUGAAAGAGGAUUAAAGCACAUAAGCACUGAAUACACUCAUGUAUCCGAACUUAAGUCUGGAGAUCUACUCAUCAAAACAAAUAACCUAAAAGCGGCUGAAAAACGCAUGAAAGCCACCCACAUCGGAGUAAUCCCCGUCAAAAUCACAUCGCACAAAACACUCAAUACCAUUCAAGGAAGAGUAUAUUCGAGGAAUAUAAUCACCCUAACGGAAGCAGAAUUGGUGGAAGGUUUGGCUAAACAAAAAGUCGUCGAGGUGAAGAAGAUUAUGAAGAAAGUCGAGGACAAACUAGUUCCAACUGGCGCCGCAGUGAUAACUUUCGAUCUAAUACGCAGACCUGCCACACUCAUGCUAGGUUGGGAAAGAGUUCGCGUGCAGGAACACAUUCCAAAUCCCAUGAGAUGCCAAAUGUGUCAAAAGCUAGGGCACCCGAAAAAAUGGUGCAAAGGCGUAGAACUAUACAAAGAAUGCGCAGAACCACCACCACAUGAAACUUGUCAGAAAAAAUUCUGUGUGAACUGUAACAAUGACAGGCACGCCUCCAGCGAUCCCGCAUGGACAAGCAUGGAAAUUAUUCAAUACAAACCUAUCAGCCUACGAAAUAGCACCGUUUCAAAAACCAACAACAGCACAAAUAGUCAAAAACAAUAUCACAACUACAAAAAAUAUAAAAAAGUCUAA
Messenger RNA from Anastrepha ludens (Mexican fruit fly), 813 nucleotides. RefSeq lists its product as uncharacterized. The record is from RefSeq and is a predicted model, not a curated record. The coding region runs from base 1 to 813 and encodes 270 amino acids. The transcript has a single exon. Lineage: Eukaryota; Metazoa; Arthropoda; Insecta; Diptera; Tephritidae.